GCCUGGCUGUAGCAUGAUAUUAACAUCCCUUAUAAAUGUUGAGCCAGAUAAGGUUCAGACAUAGAUAGAUGCCCCAAGCGUGAUGGAUGCAACGGAGUGGAUCGAAGCCUUCAUCCGAGGGCUGAUGUGUCUGCUCGGGAUCCUGGGGAACAACUGGCUUUGUCUCCGUUCUCUCCCCGGACCCAAGUCCAGUCUCCGCACCAAUGAGGUCCUCUUCAUCAACCUGGCCGUCUCCAACCUCAUCACCAACUACCUGGUGGACCUGCCCAAUACCAUGGCUGACUUUGUUGGCUACUGGUUCCUGGGGGAAGCCUACUGCUGUGUGGUCCAGUUCUGCUCUGAACUGUCAGAGACCAGCAGUGUCUUCUCCACCUUGUUUAUUAGUGUGUUCUGGCACCAGAAGCUGGUGGGCUCUCUGAAACGCGGAGGAGCUCCGAUCCAGCUGGAUAGCCUCUGUCUCGUAGCCUGUCUCCUGGCUGGCAGCUGGACAGUGGCUGUGGUAUUCAGUGUUCCACAAUUAUUCUUUGUCCGGUUGGAGAGUGGUAAUGAGAGCCACGAUGACUGUAUAGAACUAUUUCCCUCCCAAACUGCAAGGCAGACCUAUGAGCCGUUGUAUCUGACCUUCGCUAACGCCCUCCCCAUCACUGGUAUAGCGUUUGCUAGCAUCCAGAUUGUGAUCACUCUGCUAAGGCACCAGGCACGUAUCCAGGGCCUGACUUUGGACCAUCACAAGGGGACAGCUAAUUCUUUACCUAACAACGGACCUUCAGUUGUACACAGCUCGAUCAGUCCCCCCCUCUCCCAGGUCAUAAUCGGGGACAGCAUAGUCAGAGCUCCACCCGAUCUGAAGAGGUCCUCUCAGCCUCCAGCUAAGCCCAGCCCAGUCUCAGGUACUCAGGUGAGGGCAGCCAAGAGCGUGGUGGCUGUGGCCACUGUGUUUGUGGUGUGCUGGGUGACCCACCUGCUGCUGAUGAUGGCCAGCAACAUCCACACGUCCUCCUUGGUGUUGGAGCUGGCCAGCUACAUCGGAUCCUCUUACACCUGCAUCAUCCCCUACAUCUUCCUCUAUGGAGUAAAAAAACUGUCUUUCUCCUGCAGAGGGUAG
Molecule: messenger RNA, 1105 nt
Organism: Oncorhynchus gorbuscha (pink salmon)
Lineage: Eukaryota; Metazoa; Chordata; Actinopteri; Salmoniformes; Salmonidae
Product: alpha-1A adrenergic receptor-like
Exons: 1
Coding region: 83-1105 (340 amino acids)
Biological process (GO): G protein-coupled receptor signaling pathway
Cellular component (GO): membrane
Molecular function (GO): peptide binding; G protein-coupled receptor activity
Source: RefSeq, a predicted model, not a curated record